Messenger RNA from Prorocentrum cordatum, 3426 nucleotides. NCBI's taxonomy places the organism in Eukaryota, Dinophyceae, Prorocentrales, Prorocentraceae. The record is from the annotation of a GenBank genome assembly.
AGCUGUUUUAUCCCAAGCUCCUGGACGCCAGGCAUCAGGAACGGGAGCCUGCGAUGGUGACUGCGCGUCUCUCGCUGCUGCUGCUGCCGCUGGCGCCGGGCGCCGCGGGGAGCGCCCCGAGCUCGAGGGUGGCCAGCAUGGCCCAGAGGGCGGUCGCCGGCAGAUGCGGGCGGGGGGCGGUCGGGGGCAGAUUCCGAGGCGCCGACGUGGAGGCGAGCCGCGAGGCCCUGGUGAGGACGCAGGGUGGCGACAAUUUCGUCCUGGAGAUCUUGUCCGCGUCCAGCAGUCGCGCCGACGCCGAGCGCCGCGCGGAGGAGUACGCGAGGGGCCGAGGCGACGUGGCGGGCGCGGUGCGGGAGGUCUCCCAUCGUCCGCUCGGCCUUGCGGUGUUCGGUCUCCUCGUGGUGUUCUUCCCGUACACCCGAAGAAGAGAAGCCUUCGCAGACAGAACGCUUUCGGAGCUCCGCGCGGAUUUGGCUUGGGGCCGUCCUUUUCGUUCGCGUCACAGGGGCUCUGCAUUGGAGCGGCAGUCAUAACCAACACGGGGUCGCACAGCGCCGUCGGGUCACAGGGCCAACCCGGGGUCACGCCAGCCCCGCUGGGCUUCCGAGGGCUCCCGAGAGGGGUCACGCAACAUGCCCGGCAACAUGGGUGCGUCAUUGCCGCAGGUUGGCAACGCUACAGAAUGGACGCGGCCAUAUCUUGGAUCGGCGCUGGACCCCCUGGCCAGGCGGGUCCAGCGCCGGCCGGCUCAGCAAAUCCCCGCGGGCCCCCGAGAGUUUGUGUUCACGCAGGGGGUCUUGUGGAUUCUUCUGCAUACAUGUGCCUCACUUCGUGCCCGUGCUUCGCGAGGUGGCGCGUCUGCUUUCCCAAGGAAGCCCCAGGGACGCCGCGAGUCGCCUUGAGGUUGUCUGGAUUGCUUGCCGUGAGUGUCGUGGGCGUUGGGAUCUUCAUCUGUUGUGGGUACGCAUGGGGUUAUCAUGCGAAGUUUCUCGACGGCGUGGAUAGUUUCGGCUGUAUCUCGGCGAAGCUAACGCUGGCGGUUGUGGAUGGGCAGGAGGAUCCCCCCUUCGUCGGCCUGAACGCCAUGAUCGCACGGCUCCGCAAGCUCUCGCUGGCUCUCGGCGGCAACUCGACGAGCUACACCUCGCAGCUGGACGGGCUGCUGGCGCUCGGCGUCAACUCGACGAGCUACACCUCGCAGCUGGACGGGCUGCUGGCGCUCGGCGGCAACUCGACGAGCUACACCUCGCAGCUGGACGGGCUGCUGGCGCUCGGCGGCAACUCGACGAGCUACACCUCGCAGCUGGACGGGCUGCUCGAGAACGCCGGGGAGCUCGGCGCCUCCGCCGCGCAGUGGCUGCACGACCGCGGCCUCGGGGGCACGCGGCCCGGGGGGGACGCCUGGCCCCGCCUCGGCUCCUCCCGCCCCGCGCCGGCGCUCCGCGGAGCAGCUGCGCCGCCACGGCGGCUCACCGUCGGCGGGGCGGGCGCCGCCCCGCCGCAGCGGUUCCCCGACGGCUCCGCGGAGCUCGCGGGCAGCACGAGGCGCCGGGCCGCGGCGGGCCCCGAGCCCCUCGUCGGCGAGGAGGGCGCCGCGGGGCUCGCGGCGGGCGCGAGGCGCCAGGCCGCGGCGGGCCCCGCGCCCCUCGUCGACGAGGCGGGCGCCGCCCAGCUGCAGCAGUUCCUCGGCGACGCCGUGGGGCUCGCGGCGAGCACGAGGCGCGAGGCCGCGGAGAGCCUCGAGCCCCUCGUCGGCGAGGAGAGCUGGGACCGCGCCCGGGGCCUCGCCGCCGCCGCGGGCCUGGGCGGGGCGCUGGCGCCCGCGUCGGGCGCCGCGCUCGUGGCGGCCGCCGGCCUGCUCGCCGCGUGCUGCUCCGUGGGGCAGGCGGGCGGCGGCGGCGCGGCCGUGCGCAGGGGCGCGUGCGGCGUCUGGGCGCUGGCCGGUCCGCUGGGCGCGUGCUGCCUGCUGUGGGGGGCAGCGCUGGGCUCGCUGGCCGUCCCGGUGAGCAGCGCGUGCCUGGUCCUCGGCGACAUCGACAGGGCCAUGGUCGAGGACAUGCGCGGAGCUCUGGGCUUGGACAGUCUCCCCAACGACCACUUUGCCAUGCUGACGGAAACGGUGGACAAGUGCCUGAAUCCAGCGGACCCCUCCGUCGUGUCGAAUUUCGCCGACAUCAUCUUCUUCAGGACCAGGAGCGGCGCGAAGGUGACUGUGAGGGAGGAGUUGCAGUCGCAGCUCGAGCUCUACAUUACGUCCAGUUUCGACGCGAUGGCACAGAACAUUCCGGACGGAGGUAGCCCCGACAGCAUCACCGCGGAGUUGCAUGAGUUAGUUGAUACGGAGAUCAUCACGCCUAUCGACACCAUUAUCGAUGGUAUGCGGUGUGAUUGGCUCACUGAGUACUACCAGGAGGCGGUGUGGGGUGUCUGCUAUCAGGGCGUCGUUGUCUUGUCCCAGGUCAGCACAGUGUGCAUUGCUCUCGGCACAUUGCUGGCACUCCUCACUGUGAUUAUGGGGCACGGUGGCGGAUGUCCUCUGGCGUAGUGCCCACGACAACGUCCAGGUGUUGCGAGAUGCCAAGCUACGCAUGUAGUUGGAGGUGAGGGGGCUGGAGAGGGGGUCAACACGCAAUUGCAUGAAUUAAUGUAUUCGGAGAUCGCCAAACCCAUCGACACCACCAUACAGAGGCGUGGUGUUGGGCGUCUGCCCUCAGGGCGUCGUUGUCCUAUCCCAGAUCGUUGACACUCCUCAUUGUGAUUGUGCAAGCCUUCUGGCGUAGUACUGACAACAACGCCCAGUUCUUGCGAUACAGGAAGCCAAGCUACGCAUGUAGUUGAACAGCAUCUGCGUUCACCGAGCUGGGCGCAGCCAGGUUGAAUGUGGGCGCACAGCAACUGCAGCACGGCCUGCCUCCAGAGGUGGUGAAUUCGGGCUACAUAGCCAACAGUGCGGCAAGCUAAGAGCCUCCAGCGCCGUUAGGUCGGAGGUUCGCGCUUCCGAUCCGGCUGCUUUAGGAUUUCUGCUUUGGCGGUCAGUCCAUUGACGGGCCUCCAAGCCGCCUCGCGCAGCAUUUCGGGCGACUCGGGCAGUGCGCGUUUACAGUCCUCUGGCGCAGCUCGCCGAGCAAGACGCGAAGGCCGAACUCGGUCACCCGCGAGCCCAAGGCCCCCAGCCACGCACCAGCCGCCGCUGAUGGUCUAGUUUCAGCUGGGCUGAAGUGCCCAACUACAGUGUGGUAUUUCGGCCGGGCUACAGCUAGUUGCAGUUCGCGAGAUAGUCGCCUGCGAGUUUAGCCUGCCUACUUGUUCUCGCGCCUGCUUCUCACCUACAAGGCUUCGCACUCUGCCACUUGCGCCCCGCAUGAUGGGCGAGUGGCUCGAAAGGUGUCGCAUUGAAUUCGCGAGCGGGCCUUCCUUCCUGGG